This is a messenger RNA of Cyprinus carpio (common carp), 892 nucleotides long. RefSeq lists its product as uncharacterized. The coding region runs from base 190 to 840 and encodes 216 amino acids. The transcript has 8 exons. Lineage: Eukaryota; Metazoa; Chordata; Actinopteri; Cypriniformes; Cyprinidae. The record is from RefSeq and is a predicted model, not a curated record.
CCUUUGUGCUUUCGACUGACGCUUCCUCAAGCCUGGGACACACCAAGCUGAUGUUCGGCUGUUUGCCAUCGUCGGGCCGACGGCAAGCGACGGUCGGGCUAGUUUGUUUGAGGAAGUCUGUUAAGUGUUAAGACUCAGUCCUUGCUGCCUGUGCAUCUCAGAAAGCUGUAGUCUCUGAUCUAUGACAGCAUGAACCACCUUUAUAUCCUUUUAUUGGCCCUUUGGUCAGCUUUCAAUUUGGCGAAUACGUGGGGCCCAGAUGAACAUACAACACAAGAUCCAUGGCAGAUGAUGAGUGAGAGUCAUCCAACAUUUUCAACAGAUAUUUACCCAACUGUUUUGACAGAUGAAGAGGCAAAAUAUACAAAUACUUGGAGAACUGAUGUGUAUGGAUAUGAGCGCAAGUUUGACAAUGUCCCAGGGCCCAACAUCACAGUGUACCGACAGACAGAGGACAGAGAGCAUGUGAUCGUGCUGUGCAAGUUUGGAAUGACACACAGAUGGCAGUCUAUUGAGCUGUCAGUGGAGAGUGAACUGAAGUACACCAUAGAGCAAUGCACUCUUUAUUAUUCAGAAAUGUGUGUGUUUCUGGUCACUGUGCGUCCACCUGCUUCCUUCACCUGUGUGCAUGAGAACCUGCGCAGCCAGACCUACAAUUACAGUGGGUCAGUCUCAGAUCAUCCUGAAGAAGGAGCAUCUUUAUUAUACAUCUGCUUUUCCUCCUUCAUUGCUGUUGGUCUCUUCAUCAUGACUGCAGCAGUGAUUGUGAUCAACAUCAGGAGCAAAACUGAAGACACCGACUCCACAGCAGUUACCGACAAUGACUACAUGGAAGCAUGAAAAAUCCCUUUCAGAAGAAAACAGAACAGGCCUGAAGAAAAAAAAUUCUAUA